Messenger RNA from Panicum virgatum (switchgrass), 1356 nucleotides. RefSeq names its product scarecrow-like protein 14. Gene Ontology annotation, cellular component: nucleus. Bases 1 to 1356 code for a protein of 451 amino acids. The record is from RefSeq and is a predicted model, not a curated record. NCBI's taxonomy places the organism in Eukaryota, Viridiplantae, Streptophyta, Magnoliopsida, Poales, Poaceae. Gene Ontology annotation, biological process: regulation of DNA-templated transcription. The transcript has 3 exons. Gene Ontology annotation, molecular function: sequence-specific DNA binding; DNA-binding transcription factor activity.
AUGGAGGCCGCCGGAGCACAACACCGUGUGCGUAUCAGCAGCACGGACCUGCUGAACAUGGCGUUCCUCAGGGGCAGGGAGGAAGCCAGCAAGCUGUUGCCCAGAGACGACAGGCUCGUCAUCAGCCCGGAGCCUCAUCACAUGGAGAUCACCGGCAGAGCAAGCAAGCUGAUGGCGAUGGCCGCGCCAGCAGACGACGAAAUGGUCGCCAGGAUGACGGCCAGCGACUGUGAGCUGCCCAAGGAAGAGAUGGAGCACCUGCGCGCCGCCAUGGCGGACGAGGCGGCCGCCAGGGAUGUGGUGGACGACGACCGCCGCGGCGCGCGCGAGCUGCUCCGGCAGGUGAAGCAGCACGCGUCGCCCACGGGGGACGCCACGCAGCGCCUGGCGCACUGCCUCGCCGCGGCGCUGGAGGCGCGUCUCGCCGGCGCGGGGACGGGGACGCUUCGAGAAGGUGGCCUUCACGUUCGCCAACCAAACCAUCCGCCGCGCCGCCGCCGGGAGCCCCCGGCUGCACGUCGUGGACUACGGCCUCCACCUGGGGCUCCAGUGGCCGGGCCUGCUGCGGCGGCUGGCGGCCAGGGAUGCGGCCCGCCGGAGGUGAUCAUCACCUUCGUCGACCUGCCCCAGCUGGGGUUCCGGCCAGCCAGCCGCAUCGAGGAGACCGGGCGCAGCCUGAGCGCAUACGCCCGCGGCAUCGGCGUGCCGUUCAAGUCCCACGCGGUAGCGGCGGCGAGAUGGGACGCCAUCGGCGCCGACCAGCUGGGCAUUGCCGUCGACGACCCCGGCGCGGUGGUCGUCGUGAACAGCCUCUUCAAGCUCGAGACGCUGGCCGACGACAGCGUGGUGGUGGACGGCGGCCCGAGCCCCAGGGACCGGGUCCUCGCCAGCAUCCGCGGGAUGCGGCCGUCCGUCUUCACCCACGGCGUCGUCAACGGCUUCGCCGGCAACUCCUUCCCGACGAGGUUCCGGAAGGCGCUCUUCUACUUCUCGGCCGUGUUCGACGUGCUGGAGGCGACGAUGCCGAGGGCCAGCGAGCGGCGGCGAGUGCUGGAGCGCGACGUGCUGGGGCCGUGCGCGCUCAACGUCGUCGCCUGCGAGGGCCGCCACCGGACCGACCGCUUCGACUCGUACAGGCAAUGGCAGCUCCGGAGCCGACGCGCCGGCCUCCGGCAGCUGCCCUUGGACAGGGAGGUCGUCGGCGAGGUUAGGGACGAGGUCGGAAAGCACGGGUACCACAGGGACUUCGUAAUCAGCGAGGACCACGGGUGGCUGCUGCAGGGGUGGAAGGGACGCAUCCUCUACGCUCACGCAAACUGGGUUGCAGAUGACGACGACGACGCAUCUCGUCCCUGA